Messenger RNA from Magnolia sinica, 1355 nucleotides. RefSeq lists its product as uncharacterized. The record is from RefSeq and is a predicted model, not a curated record. The transcript is spliced from 7 exons. Lineage: Eukaryota; Viridiplantae; Streptophyta; Magnoliopsida; Magnoliales; Magnoliaceae. The coding region runs from base 116 to 802 and encodes 228 amino acids. Gene Ontology annotation, molecular function: calcium ion binding.
CAAUCCUACUCCCGUGCUCUAGGAUAUUCGCGUUCGAAGCAAGCGCAUAGCCUUCUGCGCAGUGGGCCCCACCACAUGCAAACGGCAUUCCCCAACCUUCCGAUCUCAAGCUUUAAUGGUGGAAUUCAGGGCUUGUCCAGAACAUUUCAUCCCAAUCGAAUUCCUCUCCCCUUUGCCCUUUUUUCCCAUAAAGCCCCUGCAAAUACCUACAGUUUUCCAUUCUCCAGUGAAGGACGGAACAGUAAUAAGAGGAAAGGAGGAGAAAAUGGGAAACACGUCGUCGAUGCUUACUCAAUACGACAUUGAAGAAGUUCAAGAGCACUGCAAUCACACUUUUACGCAGCAAGAGAUUGUAUCGCUGUACCAGAGGUUCUGCCAGCUCGAUCGGAAUGGCGGCGGAUUCAUCUCGGCCGACGAGUUUUUGUCCGUACCGGAAUUCGCUGUCAAUCCUCUCUCUCAGAGAUUGCUAAGGAUGCUUGAUGGGUUGAACUUCAAGGAAUUUGUGGCAUUCUUGUCUGCAUUCAGUUCUCAUGCGAGUCUUCAGCAGAAAAUUGAACUCAUCUUCAAGGUUUAUGAUUCAGACUGCAAUGGGAAGGUUACCUUCAAUGAUGUGUUAGAUGUAUUGAGGGAUUUGACGGGAUCCUUCAUCUCUGAACAGCAGAGGCAGCAAGUUCUGACCCAUGUCCUAGAAGAAGCUGGCUACACAAAGGAUUCUUUGCUGGUUUUAGCUGACUUUAUGAAGAAUCUCGAAAGCUCUGGUUUGAAGAGUUUGAAGAUGGAGGUUGAAGUUCCAGUUGAUUAGAGAACGUUCUGACCAUCCAUUGCAGUUAAGGGAGCGACAGGGCCAAUGCUGGUGGAGUACUCAAUAAGUAUACAGGGGAGAUGUGUCCACCGUUGGAGUUCUGUAGAGAUGUAUCAAUCAGGGCUGUCCAUCAAGUGGACCCUAACAUGGAUGGCUUAUAUUUCAAGAAAUCCCCUCAAUAGACAAUCAUAUCCAUCUUCAUCUUCCACAGCGCUAGGUUGUAGGGCAAUCUUUCUGAUAUUUUACUUCUAUUUUGGACCACACAUUAUUUUAUUUCAACCAUCCAUCUAUCAUGGUCAACAUAAUCGGAUCAUCAUCAUGCUGGGGAAAUAAUGUUAAUCAUCUAUAUAUUAUUAUUAUUUUAAUUUUUUCCAUUCGAAUUUGGGCCACUGGCUAUUAUACUUUUAACCAUCCAUUUGUGAGUCAUUAAUUGUAUGGUUAGGAUUGCUCGAACAGUGUAACACUAAGGAUAUACUCCAUCCACAAUGGAACCCACAAUUUGGAUGGUUCGGAUAGCUUUAAAUCAGUGUUAUAGGGGAGGAGAUGGUCAUCA